Didymella exigua CBS 183.55 is the source of this 2194-nucleotide messenger RNA. Its product is annotated as FAD/NAD(P)-binding domain-containing protein. NCBI's taxonomy places the organism in Eukaryota, Fungi, Ascomycota, Dothideomycetes, Pleosporales, Didymellaceae. Gene Ontology annotation, molecular function: NADH dehydrogenase activity. The coding region runs from base 226 to 1959 and encodes 577 amino acids. The record is from RefSeq and is a predicted model, not a curated record. The transcript is spliced from 3 exons.
ACGCCUCCAAGCUAGCGCUGCAAAAGCAAGCGGUGUUGGGAACGAGCUUAUCUCGGGGCGCAGAGUGCAUCGAUCCCUAUCGGGGGGCGCGUCAUACCUAGCAGCAAAGAAAAAGUGGUUUUCAGCGGACGUCGGCGCACCUCUAAGCUCUGACACGACCUCCUCCGCUCCAUCGCACAUCUCCAGGCUGCAUCGCCGUGCAUCAGCGACGCCUCACACAGCUCAAUGGCUCCCUCCAUGCGGCCCUUCGCCGCGGCGAGGCUCGUCUCGCAGGCCCGCGCCUACUCGACCCAGCGCCCGUCGCCCGUCGCCAUCGCCAGCAGGGCGCGCUGGACGUCGCGCCCCGUGCAGAGCCAGCUUGCGCUGCGUUGGAGCAUCCGCCAGCAGAGCAGCCUGACGCCGGAUAAGCAACAGGCCAAGAAGGGCGGCUUCCGCGUGCUGCGCUGGACGUGGCGCCUGACGUGGGUGUCUGCCCUCGCCGGCCUCGCAUACGUCGGCUACGGCAUCUACGAGACGCGCAACCCCGUCGACCAGCCGCCGCCGCACCCGUCCAAGAAGACGCUCGUCGUGCUGGGCACCGGCUGGGGCUCCGUCUCGCUCCUCAAGAAGCUCGACACGGAAAACUACAACGUCAUCGUCGUCUCGCCGCGCAACUACUUCCUCUUCACGCCGCUGCUCCCCUCGUGCACCGUCGGCACCAUCGAGCACCGCUCCAUCAUGGAGCCCAUCCGCAACUUCCUGCGCCACAAGAAGGCGGCCGUCAAGUACUACGAGGCCGAGGCCACCAAGAUCGACUAUGAGAAGCGCGUCGUCUACGUCAACGACGAGUCGCCCAUCAAGGGUGACGUCUCGCAGACGGAGAUUCCCUUUGACAUGCUCGUCGUCGGCGUCGGCGCCGAGAACGCCACCUUCGGCAUCCCCGGCGUCCGCGAGCACGCUCUGUUCCUGAAGGAGGUCGGCGACGCCCAGGCCAUCCGCAACCGCAUCAUGGACUGCUGCGAGACGGCUACCUUCAAGGACCAGUCCGAGGAGGAGCGCAAGCGCCUGCUGCACAUGGUCGUCGUUGGCGGAGGCCCCACCGGUGUCGAGUUCGCCGGUGAGCUCCAGGACUUCUUCCACUCGGACCUGAAGAAGUGGAUUCCCGAGAUCCAGGAGAAGUUCCACGUCACCCUCGUCGAGGCCCUGCCCAACGUCCUGCCCAUGUUCUCCAAGCAGCUGAUCGACUACACCGAGAAGACGUUCAAGGAGGAGACCAUUGACAUCCGCACAAAGACCAUGGUCAAGAACGUCACAGACAAGUACAUCGAGGCCGAGUCGACGGGCCCCGACGGCAAGAAGCAGCUGGAGAGGAUUCCCUUUGGUCUCCUGGUCUGGGCCACUGGCAACGCCCUGCGACCCCUGGUCAAGGACUUGAUCAACCAGAUCCCCGCCCAGAAGGACUCUCGCCGUGGUCUCGCCGUCAACGAGUACCUGGUCGUCAAGGGCACCGAGAACGUCUGGGCCGUCGGCGACUGCGCUGUCGCCAACUACGCCCCUACCGCCCAGGUUGCCGCCCAGGAGGGUGCUUUCCUCGCCCGCAUGUUCAACCAGAUGGCCAAGUCCCAGGACAUUGAGGCCAAGCUGACCGAGCUCUCUGAGGUCCAGGAGAAGGCGCCCAACGCCGAGGCCCGCAACAGGGCCUUUGACGAGAUCAAGGACCUGCAGAAGCGGCUGAGGAGGAUGAAGGGCGUCAACCCCUUCGAGUACUCCCACCAGGGCUCGCUCGCCUACAUCGGUUCCGAGAAGGCCGUCGCCGACAUCUCGUGGUUCUCUGGCAACAUCGCCUCGGGCGGCACCAUCACCUACUUCUUCUGGCGCUCCGCCUACCUCAGCAUGUGCUUCAGCACCCGCAACAGGAUCCUGGUGCUCAUGGACUGGGUCAAGGCCAAGGUCUUCGGUCGCGACGUUUCGCGAGUCUAGACCCUCUUCCCUGAGUCUCCCUAAAAGUACCACCAAUGUUCAUAUACCACCACCAUCACCUCCCCAUUGACUACCCCCUCUGUAUUGUAUCAUGUAGUACUGGGCCGGUCUGGAUCAUCUCGGGAAGAGCUAAGGCGUUCUGCGGGUUGCGAGCGCGUUGAUAGAUUCUUUUGUGCCUGGUCGAGGCAAAGCAACGAGAUGGACUUUUGCAUUCAAUGCAUUCUUAGUUUGGAAA